Messenger RNA from Cyprinus carpio (common carp), 1224 nucleotides. RefSeq names its product FSHD region gene 1 (gene frg1). NCBI's taxonomy places the organism in Eukaryota, Metazoa, Chordata, Actinopteri, Cypriniformes, Cyprinidae. Gene Ontology annotation, cellular component: catalytic step 2 spliceosome; nucleolus; striated muscle dense body. The transcript is spliced from 9 exons. The record is from RefSeq and is a predicted model, not a curated record. Gene Ontology annotation, molecular function: actin filament binding. Bases 151 to 933 code for a protein of 260 amino acids.
UCUUCAGUGCGGUCUUUUGACUCCUGUCGCCCACCGUACACACACAGAGCGCUGCUGCAGCAAAACGCUUCCGAGCCGUCGAUAUAUAAAAACAUCGUAUGAUAAUCCCACACAAACGUUUUUACAAAGUUGCUUUAACCGUGUGUGAUCAUGACCGAGUACUCACACGUCAAGUCCACCAAGCUGGUCCUGAAAGGAUUAAACGAUAAAAGAAAGAAGAAAAAGAACAAGGACAAAAAGAGAAAACGAACAUAUAUCAUUGACCAUUCCAAAUAUGAGAUAGAUUCCUCAGGUGGAUGGUGGACAGUGAAGAGCUUCGGUGAGCUCACAGGCACAGUGGCCAUUGAGAUGCACAAAAAGUCCUUCAUUCAUGCGCUGGACACUGGACUCUUCACUGUAGGAGCGCCACAUAAAGAGGAUGAAGGCCCAGAUCCUCCAGAGCAGUUCACUGCCAUCAAAGUCUCAGACUCCAGGAUAGCGCUGAAGUCAGGCUAUGGGAAGUAUUUAGGUAUAAACUCAGACGGUGUUGUGGUCGGUCGAUCAGAUGCCAUCGGCUCCAGAGAGCAGUGGGAACCAGUGUUUCAGGAUGGUAAGACGGCCUUACUUGCUGCAAACAGCUGUUUCAUCUCUUACAGUGAGAGCGGAGACAUAGUGGCCAAAAACAAGACCGCGGGAGAGGAGGAGAUGAUCAAGAUCCGUUCAUGCACAGAAAGAGAGGUGAAGAGAAAAGACGAUAUUGCAGAUGAAGACAGGGGUGAUGUCAAGAACUGUGAGGUCAACUACGUGAAGAAGUUCCAGAGUUUUCAGGAUCGGAAGCUGAGGGUAAAUGAGGGAGACAGUGGUACGCUGAAAAAAGCCAGAACAGAAGGAAAAUUCCAUGAGGCCCUGCUGGACAGGAGAGCCAAGAUGAAGGCUGACAGAUACUGCAAGUGAAACCAGCAGUUUUUUUUUCAUCAUCAUUAUAAUUUUACAUUGUCAUGGAAUCUGCCAUUUUUUUUUUUUUAAUAAUAAACCUAGUCACUUUUCACAAGAAAACAAUGUUGUUGUUGUUUUUAAAUAUCCUAUCAAUUAUAUUGUUAUUAGCAACAGUAAUUUGUUUAAUAUUGAAUUGUACAUUUGCUUAAUUCACCAAAUUAAAUGGAUUGUAAACUCAAAAAUCUCAAUGCCAUUGUUGUUAUCCAAUUUUCUGUUACAUACAAAGAAAAGAAUGAUUAAUCUAUGGAA